Drosophila ficusphila is the source of this 2518-nucleotide messenger RNA. RefSeq names its product thyrotropin-releasing hormone-degrading ectoenzyme. The record is from RefSeq and is a predicted model, not a curated record. Gene Ontology annotation, biological process: proteolysis; peptide catabolic process. Gene Ontology annotation, cellular component: cytoplasm. Lineage: Eukaryota; Metazoa; Arthropoda; Insecta; Diptera; Drosophilidae. Gene Ontology annotation, molecular function: peptide binding; zinc ion binding; metalloaminopeptidase activity. The coding region runs from base 1 to 2433 and encodes 810 amino acids. The transcript has 4 exons.
AUGUUAACAUGCACACAUUUUUUCAACGUCGGCGAGGUUUACACGCUGCACAUGUACUUCACUGCGGGACUGAAUCGACCAGAGCGGAUUGGCUUCUUUGUCGGUCAAUACAAUAAAACACCUAGGGAGUUGUACGGAGUAACUCGCUUGUCGCCGGACUACGCACACUACGCGUUUCCCUGCUUCCAAAACCCGCGUUACCGGACCCCUUUCAACAUUACCCUUGUGCACAAUCAAAAAUAUGUUGCCCUCAGCAAUAUGCCCGCUAUUAAGCUGACACCACAUGCGGAAAUCAAUGAUUAUGUUUGGACUACUUUCAUGCAGACACCGCCACUGCCAACUCACAUGGUCAUGUGGACUCUACACCGCCUUCAGAAAGUUGCAACGGGCGGCAAUGUGACUGUGUGGGCAAGACCGCACUUGACGGAGAAGCUAUCAAAGGCGGCGGAGUUAACCACAAAACUGCUCCGUAGCUAUGAAACCUUGCUCAACCGUCCGUUGUCAGGCAAAAUUGAUUGGGGCGGCAGUUACGAUCAUGUCGUCCUCCCUGAGUACACGGAUGUGGAUAGCAGCAAGGGUCUGUUGAUCUAUGGCGAGGGUGAGGUGACCUCAAGCGAUAAAGGACCAGAAGAUAUGCAGGCAAUGCUGGCCGAGCUCUUGGCUCGUCAGUGGAACGGAGUUCUGGUAGGCGCUGCGGAAUCGGAAACAUCCUAUGUCAGCGACGGCUUGAACUACUAUCUGGCACUCCAUGUAAUGGCCAUGGAGAACAAGGACACCCUCAAGAUGGCCCAUCUGCUGACAACCCGACUGGAUGUUAUGCAUUACGAUUCGCUAGACGACACGAUGGCACUCAAAACAGACUCGAGAUCAUCCAGACACCAGAAGCUGCGCAAGGAUAAGAUGUGCCUGCUCAUCCACAUGAUUAGUUCGGCCGUCGGCAAAAAGGUCUUCUUCGAGGGACUGCAAGACUUCUUUCACAAGUGGAGCGGGUCGGCUGCAACAACCAAGCAACUGUGGGAGCAGUUCCAAAAAGCGGGGCGCCGAGGUCACCAACUGCCCGCCGGCAUCGACUUGACCACCGUGAUGGACUCUUGGCUGAAUCAACCGGGAUACCCGCUGCUCACCGUCCUGCGCGACGAUCAGUCCAACACGGUGACCACCAUUCAGAGCCGCUAUUAUCAGGGUAAAUCCCCGCCUAAUGGCAAAGAAUGCUGGUGGCUGCCCGUCAUCUACAUCACCAAGAGUGUGGAGCUGUAUCAAGUUGAGUGGCUCGGUUGUGGGAAGAGGAACAAACCGAAUGAACUGAAGUUGACCAACGUCCCCAAACCGAACGAGUGGCUGCUGGUGAACACAGGGGCUGCAGCACCAGUGCGUGUCCUCUAUGACAUGGACAACUGGCAGCUGAUCAGUGAGGCACUGCUCCACGAUCACAACCAGAUUCCGGAGGCGGGGCGAGCCCAGUUGGUUGACGAUGCCCUCGCGUUGGCCUGGUCAGGUCAAAUGGAAUAUAACACCUCCAUAGGAGUUAUUAAGUACCUUAAAAGCGAGACCAGCGUUAGCGUUUGGCAAAUGGCAAUAAAGAAUUUCGAAAAAAUCCACAACAUCAUGAGAUUGAGUACUGGAUAUCGCAUCUUUAAGGUUUUCAUGCAGCAACUAGUUGAGCCUACUUUUAAAACAACAGUGAAAUCCCUUUCGUCGAAAGCCAGGACAAAUCCUGAAACACCGAGUGACCCUGAAUCAAAAUCAAGUGAAUCAGAGACAAACAACAAAUUGCCAGGAAUUAUUUACCGCUUGGCGUGCCAAUUUGAUAUUGAAGAUUGCGUAACCGAUGCACAAAACCUCUAUAAGUCGGCGAUAAAUCAAAAAUCCAGCUCCUCGAUUCCGGAGGACAUACGAGAAAUAGUCCUUUGCAGGGGUAUCCGUAACAAUUUGGAGAAGGAUUGGAUAACAGUGCGGGACAUGUACCUUGAAGCCACGGAGGAGAAGGAGAAGGGUAUCCUACUGCGCUCCCUCAGCUGCACCACGGAGUAUUGGGCUGUGCAGAAGUUGCUCAACUGGGCCCUCGACGAGAAUAAGGUUCCCAAAUCACUAGUCGUGGGUCUUUUUACCGCCGUAUUGAGAACCCCACUGGGUCAUCACCUGGGCACUCAGUUCUUGAAUGACCAAAUGGAGGAAAUCCUGCGCAGCUUUUCCAACAAGGAAGUCCAGGACAUUCUCACUCCGUUCAUUGACGAGGUGACCACCAAAGAUGAGUAUUACGCACUGAAAGCUGUUUUCAAAAACAAAAUGUCCUAUACGUUGUUCUCUAGCCUUUCCAACAUGUUGGAUCUUUCGUGGGACAAAGUUACUUGGCGGAAGAAACAGUAUUUGGAAUUUCUAAAAGCCAUUCGGAGUAAUACUCUAGAAGCCAAUCCCAAACCAGAAAACGAAUAAUGUGGGUUUUUAUAUCUCCAUUUGUGUUGGCCUUUAGAUUAUAACACUUUUUGUAACGACGCAAUAAAUCAUAUUAAAUAUCCAA